AUGCGCACCCUUCGACACCCUAUGGAUCAACUACUGAAGACUGGUGUAAAAUUCGAGUGGUCACCAGCUUGCCAAAGAUCGUUCGACCGCUUCCGAGAAAUCCUCCAGUCCCCACUUCUGUUGACGCACUAUAAUCCAAACUUGGAAAUAGUUGUGUCGGCGGACGCUUCCUCAAUCGGGCUGAAAGCUAUUUGCCAUGCUUCGCGCAGCUUGACAGCAGCGGAGAGCAAUUAUAGCCAAAUCGAGAAGAAGGGUUUGGCUCUGAUAUUCGCCGUGACCAAAUUUCACCGAAUGAUUUUCGGGCGGCGUUUCGUGCUCGAGACCGGCCACAAACCUUUGCUUGCCAUAUUUGGGUCGAAAAAGGGCAUCCCCACAUAUACCGCCAAUCGACUGCAGAGGUGGACGUUGACAUUACUUUUAUAUGAUUUUGACAUCCAUUAUGUCUCGACGGAAGCUUUCGGACAAGCAGAUAUCCUGCCUCGCCUGAUCAAUCGCCAUGUUCGUCCGGAAGAGGAAUUCAUCAUUGCCAACGUCGAGUUCGAAAGUAGUAUCCGAAGCAUCAUGAACCAGUCGCUGGAGGCCCUGCCAGUUUCGUUCAAGAUCGUACAAGCCAAGACCCGUAAGGACAAAACUCUGCAACAGGUAGCCCAGUACGUCAAAACAAUGUGGCCGGAGAAUAAAGCUAGCAUCACGAAUCCACACAUCCAGCAGUUUUUCCAUCGUCGCGAGGCCCUCUCAAUCACCGCUGGCUGCUUGAUGUACGGUGAACGAUUAGUGCUACCAGUCGUUCUUCGAAAUAAAGUGCUUGCACAGCUACAUAAAGGCCAUCCAGGUAUCGACCGAAUGCGUUCUCUUGCGCGUCAGUACGUCUACUGGCCCAAUAUCGAUAAGGAUAUCGAACACCUGGUGCAAACGUGCAAUGAGUGUUUGAGUGUAGCGAAGACGGAUCAUAAAACCUGCCUCGAGUCGUGGCCAGCCCUGGAAAAACCCUCGCAACGAAUUCAUCUCGAUUACGCCGGUCCUAUGGAUGGGUGGUACUACUUCAUCCUAGUGGACGCCUACACCAAGUGGCCGGAAGUGGUCCAAACAAAAGAUAUUACAUCUGCAGCGACGCUCCGAAUCCUACGCAACAUUUUUGCCAGAUUCGGGUUUCCAGAGACGGUGGUGAGUGACAACGGGACUCAAUUUACGAGCGAAGUAUUCGAGGCUUACUGUGAGUCCAACGCUAUUCUGCACCUGAAGACUGCUCCCUAUCAUCCGCAGUCGAACGGGCUCGCUGAAAGGUUUGUCGACACCUUUAAGAGGACGUUGAAGAAAAUUACCGCCGGAGGGGAAACGCUGCAAGAAGCUAUCAGCACUUUCUUACAGUGUUACAGGUCAACACCAUGUCGGAGCGCACCCGAAGGAAAGUCGCCUGCCGAUAUUUUGCUCGGCAGACCAAUUCGCACGUCGUUAGAACUGCUUCGACCACCAACUCCAACGCACAAAAUUGAAAACUCCAAGCAAGAAGAGCAGUUCAACCGGAAGCAUGGUGCGAUACCAAAGAGCUACUCUCAUCAGGACCUUGUCUGGGCCAAAGUGUUCCGAAACAACAAGUGGCACUGGGAAGCAGGAGAAGUGCUUGAACGUAUCGGCAAGGUCAUGCACAACGUCUGGUUGCCUGGAAAGAAAUCUCUGAUAAGGUCCCACAGCAAUCAGUUAAGAACCCGUCAUCUGUCCGACAAUCAACUGCCUGCGUUCGAAUCACCAAGGGAUCAGCAAACUCCGUUGAGUAUACUGCUGGGCUCCUGGAACCUAAAUGCUUUAACGCCCGAACUGGAUGAUCUGCCUCCUCUUCCUCCUGAGCUGAAUGAAGAUCUGCCCCCGCAGGUCAGUCAUCGUCAACAACACAGUUCCUCUCAACAACAGCAACAACAACCAACAGCAGCUCGCACGUCUUCGAGGACUCGAAGGCUUCCUGCAAGAUAUGAGCCUUACCAUAUGUUUUAA
Ochlerotatus camptorhynchus is the source of this 1989-nucleotide messenger RNA. RefSeq lists its product as uncharacterized. NCBI's taxonomy places the organism in Eukaryota, Metazoa, Arthropoda, Insecta, Diptera, Culicidae. Bases 1 to 1989 code for a protein of 662 amino acids. Gene Ontology annotation, biological process: DNA integration. Gene Ontology annotation, molecular function: nucleic acid binding. The record is from RefSeq and is a predicted model, not a curated record. The transcript has a single exon.